AUGUGAUGUGGUACAGUGUAAAGGUGCGCGAGUGUGUGAGAGCGAGUGAGAACGGCGCUGUUGGCGCUUAGGGCACUAAGGCGCGCACGUACAAUAUAUUCUUAAGUAAAUUAAAAAGUUGCUGCAUCACAUAAGACCACGGGAAAUUACUUCAAGAGACUCUUAACGUGCAAACACCUUGGCAAUGCAAUCAUUUCCACGCACUGUUAAAUCUAUAAAGAAACCCGUAUCCGAAGGUUUCAAGCAAACAUCCAAGCCAAAGGGAAUAUUGGGAAAACUGCUGUGGAGAUCCGUUUCUGGUGUUUUACAAUGUUCAUUAUUAUAUUCAGUAAGGCUAUGUUCACAAUACUGAUUUUUCUGAUUGGGUUGGCUUUGUAUAUUGAACUUGUAGUGGCACAAAACGACACGGAGCCCAUUGUUCUGGAGGGUAAGUGUCUCGUGGUCUGUGACUCCAAUCCAGCAAGUGAUUCCAAAGUGUCGUCUUCUCCGCUUGGGAUCUCUGUCCGUGCAGCGAACUCCAAAGUAGCUUUCUCCGCCGUGAGAAGCACUAACCAUGAGCCUUCUGAGAUGAGCAACAAAACUAGAAUCAUUUACUUUGAUCAGAUCCUUGUGAACGUAGGCAACUAUUUCACCUUGGAAUCCGUUUUCUUAGCGCCAAGAAAAGGAAUUUACAGUUUUAACUUUCAUGUCAUCAAAGUAUACCAGAGCCAAACCAUUCAGGUAAAUCUGAUGUUAAAUGGAAGACCUGUCAUUUCUGCAUUUGCUGGAGAUAAGGAUGUCACCCGUGAAGCCGCCACUAAUGGAGUUCUGUUAUUUCUAGACAAGGAGGAUAAGGUUUAUCUGAAACUGGAGAAGGGAAACCUUGUUGGAGGGUGGCAGUACUCUACAUUCUCUGGGUUUCUGGUUUUCCCCCUGUAAAAAGGGAGUGCUCCCCAAGCAAGCUCCAUUCACUUGUGGUCUAGUUGUCAUCUCCGUUUAGUAAACUCUUCAGCAUCAAUGGAUUUCACCUCUGAAUCCCAGUCCUGCACAGUGACUUUGUACAUGGGAAGAAAGUGACAAGAGGAAGAAAGAAAGAAAUGUGAAAAUGAGUCAGGCAUCAGUAAGACAAGCUUGUGCUCCAAAACUUGAAUUACAUUACUCACAUUGGCAUUACCCUAUAGUUUGCUCAUCUCAAAGCAUCUUCCCUCUUUGAUUGGGUUUCUCUGAAACUGUAGUGGUAAGUAAUUACGAUAAACAACCAAAAUCAUCAAUUAAAAAUAAAUAAUUAAAACAAAUACAUAUAAGAAGGUAUUACACAUGUGUUAUAAGGUCUUUAGGUGUUUCCUGCCCCCCCCCCCCCCCGUCCAUAGUUUACAUUUUGUUUUUAAUACUGUACCUUGCCCACAGUAGAGUGCAUGACACUUCAUAACCCCCUACUGUGGCAGAUAGUAUCAGAAGCAAGCAUUUUCAGUUCACAGAAUGACAGACUGGCAGGAAGGGUACAAAGAGGAAAGAGGCUUGAAUGCCUGGAGUUGAAACUCCCUUUGUUUAGAGAAAGCAAACGAGAAAGAGAAACAAAGAUGGGCUGUUAUGAAGUAUAGGUUAAUUAUGAAAGAGUGUAGUAUAAAGUCACCCAGAAGUACCAUAAAACUGAGCAUUAAUGUGGAGCACUGCAGCUACAUGAUGUAAUACAGAUGUAAUUAAAGCAAUAGAAAGACAUUAAUAAUUUAAACUCAGCCCCAUUCGUUUCAGGUCACCAGCACACCGAAAUUUAAGUGCAUAUUUCUCAGGCAAUGUAAAAGCCACCUAUGUGGUUCAGGGCUUGUUUAAAAGUACAGACCCGGCGCUUUCCAAUAACAUAUUCACUGUUGGUAGGUGGUAUUCCUAGCCAGGGCUACGAUCGCCUGAAUGUAAGCCACUCAUCAUGUGACAGGGGUCACCUGCAUAGGUUUUGUUGAGAGUCGAUUACUGUAGCUGCCAGACAGAAGGAGUCAUAUCAUUGGAAAGCUUAGACUCUCAGCUAUAUCAAAUGUUCCCGUAUACGUAGUUCAAAGAGAAAACUACAGCCUCCAGAAUGCAAUAGUACAGUCAUGUGAGACGCAUCAGAUCGGUGGGUGUUUUUCAGUGCUGUAACUCAAAAACUACAAAGCCCAGCCAAUCGGAUUAGAUAUCUACUGAAAGGGCAGGCUUGGUUGCCUAGCUAGGUUUCUAGAGAAGCUACAGACGAGAGAGAGAGAGAGAGAGAGAGAGAGAGAGAGAGAGAGAGAGAGAGAGAGAGAGAGAGAGAGAGAGAGAGAGAGAGAGAGAGAGAGAUAUGCAAUUAUGGUCGUUUGGCAAAGGUGCUAAUAAAACAAUUAGCUUCAUUUUUUCACCAUGUUCAUUUCCUAUUGAAGUUCAAUGCUGCAGUGUUUUUUUGAGCCAUCUAUGAUUAAAAAAUAUAUAGCAGUGACCAAACAUGAUUUUUAUUUAUUUAUUAUUAUUUUAUUUUUACAUGGAUUUUCAUCUCUACCACAUAUAGUAUGCCUGAUCCUGUUGCUAACCAAUAUAAUAUAUAACUUAUAUCAUUUGAUAUAAGUUACAUGUAUGCAGCACAAACUAUCUAGUAGUUACACAUACAUAAAUGAAAACUGUGAAACACAGGCGGAAAUAGGGCUGAGUUUAAAGAGUUUUUAAUGAGAGACUCCACAAACAGAGCGUGAGAUAUUUGGGUUGUGAAGGCCAUGCUCGUUAUUGUAUCAUUGGAAUCUGUUUCUAUCAACAACAGAGCUCCACCUAGUAUGUUAUGUCACGGCAUCCAGAAAAGCAGCUCAUGGAAACAUCAUGCAGUACUGUGCAAAAGGCUUAGCAGCAAACAACUUCUCAAAGAGCUUUAGCACUUGCUGAAACUGAAGUCACUCUAAGGUGCAAUGUUAAUUAUGUCAACCAGAGGAAAACUUGGAGGAUAUAGAUGAUGAAGAAAUUUUCCAAACUGCUUGGAGGUUGUAAGGUGGAAUCGGUGAAAGGUGGACUAUGGGAAACUGAUUAGCAGUUACUCUGUGGACUCUAAUGCUCGAGAGGAGAGAUUUGUUGACCUGAGCAAUGCAAGAUGCUAUUGUUGUGUGUGUUCACCACUGCACUGUCAAGCAGUGGACAAUUUAUUAAUUUUAUUAGUGAUAUGCAACAAUCGGGUCAUAUUGAUGGACUAGUUCCCUGGGUUAAAUAAGAUGUUGUUGUGAUAAUGCUGCUUGUGCCACCUUCUGCUGCUUUUAAAUGCCUAUUUUUGGAUCUGUUUGAAAUGUGUGUGUUUGUUCUGCGUCUCAAUAAAGAGCAUCAUUGCUAAAUA
Molecule: messenger RNA, 3301 nt
Organism: Acipenser ruthenus (sterlet)
Lineage: Eukaryota; Metazoa; Chordata; Actinopteri; Acipenseriformes; Acipenseridae
Product: cerebellin-4-like
Exons: 3
Coding region: 310-918 (202 amino acids)
Molecular function (GO): protein binding
Source: RefSeq, a predicted model, not a curated record